This is a messenger RNA of Alternaria ventricosa, 2061 nucleotides long. RefSeq lists its product as uncharacterized. Gene Ontology annotation, cellular component: cytosol; nucleus. The transcript has 2 exons. Gene Ontology annotation, biological process: protein deubiquitination. Lineage: Eukaryota; Fungi; Ascomycota; Dothideomycetes; Pleosporales; Pleosporaceae. The coding region runs from base 1 to 2061 and encodes 686 amino acids. The record is from RefSeq and is a predicted model, not a curated record.
AUGGACAAACAUUCAGGCAUUGAGGGCCAGGAAAUGGGAGUUACCGGCUCUUCUAACUUCAGACCGGCUACUGGAGCCAACUACGAUGCCUCUCAGUGGGCUCUAGUCCCAACCACGACCGAGAUUAUUGCUGACCCCAUCCCAAGCCAACGAAAGCGCGAAGAAGGGCAGCCCGCUAUCCUGAAGCCGUCGCCAAACUUCAACUACCUUACCAAUCUCAUCCCUAUACUCCAUUCGAUACCGCUGUUCCGAAAUGCGCUGCUGUGCCCGGGCGUACUACAAAAUGAUUACUGGCAGGGCGACAAUUGGUGGAAAGGCAAUCCCACAGCGACCGCGCGCAUCUUCGAAGACGGCACUGGACUUUCGGAAGCUUACAACCUCGAGAUACUUCACGAGGCACAGCGACUCAUGGCGUUUUUAGAUAAUACAGACCGUAUUUACGGUUCGGUCAACGGACUGCUCGAGUCGGAGGCUUGGAGAGAGCAGCCACCACUUGAAGACCCGGACGAUGAUUUGCUCAAGUUCCUGGUGACGUGGGGUUUCGCGUUCCAGAGCCAGGUCCCGAACGCCGAUUUGAACGGUCAUCUCAAAUCUACCGUCGAUGUCGCUGGAACCACUCAGGAGAGCUUUGUGCUUGACGCCGCCGUCACACGCAAUAAUCUUCGGCCCGACUUCAACUUAUACGAUGUCCUAGAUGAUACACUCUUCGCUUCGGCUGGAGCCAGUGCGCAUAUUCGCGAAGCGAGUAACGUGCUGAUACUCCGUCUGACCUCGUCGAAUACCCAGGCAUCUGAUCUGGGAUGCCGGAUUCCAGCCACCCUAUACAUCGAUCGGUACCUCGAGAAGAACAAACACGUCAUCGAUAGUAUGUACAGCGAGAUCACGCAGCAUGAGGAACAACUAGUCUCGCUCAAGACGCAGGUGGAGAGACUGAAGUACCACACCCCGAAGAAAGCAGGCGCAAAGAAAGUUGAGUCGCUGCAACUGCUCAAAACCAGCAUGACUGCGUUUGAGCCUGAAAGUUCUGGUGGUUCUCCCAAGGAUGCAGAAGUACUGGCCCAGCUGCAGGAGCUUUACAACAGCAUCGAGGGCAAGCUUGCAACCUUGGAAAAGCAGACCGAACAAGCGCAGAAGGCGAUUUUCGGCAUCUCUGGACGAUUCAAGCCGCGCGUAGACGGUAGCGCUGACGAAGCCGCAACCAUCGACGACCAAACUAUGGACACUACGACCGAGAUGACCGAGAAGGUGGAAGAGCAGGCCUCCGAGCCCGUUGAAAUCGUCUACCCCGAAGGCCAGACCCCGGAAGAUGCCAUGAAACGCCCAUACCAACUCUGGGGCGUAGCUACGCGUCGGGACGUAGUCUACGUGCGCCACCCAGACAUCAAAUCCGACAUCCCCAACGCAACCCAAUGGUGGCGCAUGCAAUACGACAGCGAAUCCGCUAAUCCCGUGAUCCGCCGCGACCCCCUCUCCCUGCAAGAAGUCAUCGAGCGCGCUACGACCGAAGCCGGCUCCGCCCUGCUCGUCUACGCGAACGAAGACGCUACUGCCGCCGAGCCCCUGCCGCUGCCCAAACCCCUUCAAGAUUUCGCGAAAAAGGAUAAUCUCAACUUCCUCCACGAGUUACAGGAGAAUGCUACGGGAUGGGAAGGUUAUGGCGAUUACGGCAAUACAGCGACAGGCGGGUGGGAUGACACCAACCCCCCUGCCUUUGAAGAUAAUGGUUGGAGUGAGAUCAGCGCUAAAGAGUUCAACAGCAGCAGCCGUCCGCGCAACGAUUCAAACAUGAGUUCCGCGACGCUAACACCUAAUACGGAAAUCGACGACGACGCGCAUGUUACGCAGGAAAUGGUCGAGACGAACCGUGGUGGUGCUGGGACCAUGAGCAGCGCCAGUAGCGAGACGGUUGGUCGCGGCGAUGACCUCAUGGAUAUUGAUGCCGGGACGAAUGGGAAACUGCAGAGUCAGGUUCGGUUCUCGGAUGUGGAUAUGGAGGAUGUGGAUAGUCAGGAGAGGGCGAGGGUGCAGCGUGUGGAUAUUUCGGAGAAAAAGGGUGGUUAG